GGGUUAGGGGUAGCUUGCCGACGGCAGAGCUGAUGUCGGUCGUUGCGGGGGGAUUGAUCUCCAACGAUUCCCAGCACGAGACAUGAGGGGAACUCAACUGGAGGGGAAAACAAAACAAACCAGGAGCUCCUUCUUUACACUUUUGACGUCUUUUCCUUCUUUGACUUGUAUCAUUCCCCUACUCCGUGCUUCCAGCUUCCCUCUAUGGUUUGCGCUCGGCGUCCACGAACUUGAUGCUGCCGAGAGGACUGCAGUUGUCGCAGUCCUUCAACCGGUCAUGCGUGAGACUGCCCAUUGCCCGAUCUGCGACCACCCCCUCCAUCGCCUUCUCCACGUCUGCGACCAAUUGCAAAAAGAGACCGCAUCACAAUCAAGAUGCGCAGUUUGACCGGGGAGCCAGGAAUGGGAAUGCGAAUGAGACCGCCAAAAGACAGACGUCCGCUCCUCUCACUCCGCGACAGGCCCGUUAUCUAGAUCAAACUGUCCGCUCUACGACAACAAACCCUGAGGGGCGACACCAAGAAAAUGCAACUCAGGCCCGUCCGCUAAUACGAACUGUUUCCUUCUCACCAAAAAAGACCCGUCCGCUAGUACUAUAUCAUGAUGUGGUGCACCAGGAAAGGAAGCGAAAAGAAGAGAAUGAACUACAAGCUCCCUUGAGAAAACAAGAGUCCGAGCAACAACUCCGGUCGAUUGCUCGGACCGCUCGCUCCUCACUAGAAAGUGACAACGUCUCGAAAGAUCGACCUGAGCUAAAGGCCCGUCCGGCAGUACGAAUUAUUCGUCACCUAGCCAGAGACCCCAACGAGAAGACAGACAAACAACCUGGGUUACAGGCCCGUCCGCGAGCACGAAAUGCAAAAACCCCCGACAAGAAAAGAGGAGGAUAUGAGCUACAGGUCCCUCCAGCAGCUCGAUCUGUUAAUUGGCGAAAAGAAGACUUCCUUGGUGGAAGCACUGCAGAUUCUCGGUUAGAUUCUGUGCCAGUCAAACAGCCAACAUGGGCUACCUCUCCGUUGGAAAAACCCAAGCGGAAAAGGAGUAGCGCCGAAGCCUCUGGAGCCAGAAAGGAUACAGAGACCGGCUUGGAAGAGGUAUUUCCUUCGCAAAGCGAGCUUCAAGCGUGGUUCAAAGAAUUCACGUCCGAGCGAUCCAAUUUCGAAGCCACCGCUCAGUCAGUACCACUGGAGCUUCUCCAAAUGCGCGUUAAGAAAUCCUUUGAACAUGACAAGGUGGAGAGCGAGGAGGAGAUGAGGAGACUCGAGGGAACGGGGUUUUCAGGGCCUACAAAGAUGGACCCCCGUCAUGGCACUGUCGGGCCCAUCACUUUUCGUCAACCUAGGGACGAGUUCGACACUCUGGUGUCCUCAGUCGACAUGGAGGAGAAACCAGCAGUCGAGCAGAGCGACGAAGACGGCGGGCCAGCAAUCAUUGUGCUUGACUGUGUCUCCCGGUCCCUUCUAGAGUCCGACUUUCGCCACAUUGCCGGUCAUGGCCAGCAUGUGGACGGGUGGACUUACGGCCUUGUCAAGGUUGUCCAAUCCCGAUCCCGAACUACACAUGAACCACAAGGCUGUUAUUUCCUCUUCUUUGACAAUGAGUCCAAUGCUCGAACAUACAUAGAUGUUCUGAAACGUUUGCAUAAUAAGUCACGCCAGGGUUUGCCAAAAGAAUGGCGACAGACGACCACGGACACGCCGACACCGGUUCAAUCUGCUGGGGAGCCAGAAGGCUCAGAAGAUGUGGAAGAAAGCGCCGACGAGCUUCCGGACGUGGAUGAACAACAGGGGGAUGGCCUCGGCAAACGCAGUGAAUAUGCCGCCACCACUUCUAUCCCAGACGAUGACGACCUGGACGCUGCUCGCUACACGUUACUGCCCCCUACAGCGCCCCUGCAUUACCAAAUCUUCACCAGAAACAACAUCCUCGAAUUCGAGAACAUACGGGAGGCAAGUAAGGGCCUGCGGCCUCAGCAGCUUCUCUCACAACCAAAAUCCAAGCGUAGCGGAGCAGGUUCCUUCAUAUCCCCGCCUCCCAAGGACCUCAUCAACUACGCCCAAGACCCACAAAUAGAGCAUAGCAGAAACAGCGCCCUAGUGCACCUCGUCGGCACCAAAAUGACCAUCCGGGCCUUGCGCACCGCCAUUGAAAUCGACUCCGAGGCGCGCAACUAUCCGUGGCAAUUGCUUCAAGAGGAGGAGCCAGCGGCGACGACGUCUACAACAAGGAAGACGACAGAGCAGCAAGGAAAGGAUGAAGAGGAUGCAGCAAUCAAGCCCAUCUUAUCCACGCUCUCCACCAUCAAGUUCAGCAAGUUCAACGAGUACAGAAUCGAGCACGAGCUGGAUGAGUUCUCGGGCGGUCAGAUGGAUGAAGGGGAAAUGCGCGGGUUUUCACGGUUCGUGGUCUCGUUUGCGGACGUGAGUGAGGCUAGGAGGUUUGUCAGGACGUGGCACAAGAGGGAGAUGCUGGAUCCGAGGACUGAGAGGAUGGUGCUUGUUAAUGUCACGUCUCUUUGGUAGGGCAAUUUUCAAGUAUUAAUGUGGAAUGCAGUUAGGCGCGUGGGUGUAGAUCACGUUGUUUGUAUAUGGAGGGAUUUGUAUAGGGGUAUGAAUGGGUUCAGUGUACUAUUCCAUGUAUAUUAUU
Neurospora hispaniola is the source of this 2646-nucleotide messenger RNA. RefSeq lists its product as uncharacterized. The transcript has 2 exons. NCBI's taxonomy places the organism in Eukaryota, Fungi, Ascomycota, Sordariomycetes, Sordariales, Sordariaceae. Bases 234 to 2522 code for a protein of 762 amino acids. The record is from RefSeq and is a predicted model, not a curated record.